AUGAUUGAGGGACGGAUUGGACCAUUAGAUCUGUCAGCGCCAGAAGUGAGUGGGGGAGAAGUAGAAUUAAGCGAAACUGAUCAGGAUGACACAAGGACAUUGAACUUACCAAUUCAAAAAGCCAGUAGAGAAAAAACAAGUGUAAGAAUAAAACCGAAGAGAUCAUGGUUCGAGUCGUAUCAAAAGGUAAUAUCCAGACUGGAAGAACAUAUGGAUCAGGAUGACGCAAAGUCAUUGAACCUACCAGUUCAAAAAGCCAGUGAGGAACAAACAAGAAUAGAAAGGAAGAGGAAGAUGUCAAGAGAAAAUACGACUCACACAAGUGAGAAGCGGUUCAAAUGUAAAAUAUCCAAGAAAGAUUUUGCUGCACCAUCGAAUCUGCGUACACAUAUGAGGACUCGCACAGGUAAGAAGCCGAUCGAAUGCAAAAUAUGCGGAAAAAUUUUCACCACGACAUCGAGUCUGCGUGAACAUAUGAGGAUUCAUAACGGUGAGAAGCCGUUCUCUUGUUCAGAAUGCAAUAUGAGUUUCACUCAAUCAUCGACUCUGCGUGAACAUAUGAGUAUUCAUAAUGGUGAGAAGCCGUUCGCUUGUUCGGAAUGCAAUAUGAGUUUCACUCAGUGUACAUUUUCAGGAGUAUUUUGA
This is a messenger RNA of Loa loa (African eye worm), 645 nucleotides long. RefSeq names its product zinc finger protein. Gene Ontology annotation, molecular function: RNA polymerase II cis-regulatory region sequence-specific DNA binding; DNA-binding transcription factor activity, RNA polymerase II-specific. NCBI's taxonomy places the organism in Eukaryota, Metazoa, Nematoda, Chromadorea, Rhabditida, Onchocercidae. The transcript has a single exon. Bases 1 to 645 code for a protein of 214 amino acids. Gene Ontology annotation, biological process: regulation of DNA-templated transcription. The record is from RefSeq and is a predicted model, not a curated record.